Messenger RNA from Rhizophagus irregularis DAOM 181602=DAOM 197198, 1401 nucleotides. The record is from RefSeq and is a predicted model, not a curated record. Lineage: Eukaryota; Fungi; Glomeromycota; Glomeromycetes; Glomerales; Glomeraceae.
AUGACUCUCGAUUGUUCUCAAGAUGUUGUUUAUGAUUUGGAAAAUUUACUUGAAACUGACGAAGGAUAUGACGUUAUUAUUUACGCUGGCGAAAAUGAAAAUGAAACAGAAAUUCAUGCUCAUUCACUUAUAUUACGCACAAGGUCACAAUAUUUUCGUACAGCUUUCUUUGAAGAAACGUGGAUUAUGGCAAGAGAUGGAAAAUAUAUUUUUAAGAAACCUAACGUCAAACCUAAUUUUAUUAAAAUCAUUUUAAGAUUUUUUUAUUGUGGAAAGGUUGAUUUAACUAAAUUAUUAGAACCAGAUAUUAUGGAUCUUUUGAUAGUGGUUGAUGAAUUUAAAAUUCAAAUUUUAAUCCGUUUUAUACAAGAAUAUUUAAUCAAAAAUCUUCAUGAGUUCUUACGGCAGAAUCGGGUUAGAAUUCUUGAUUAUUUUUAUCAAAAUGAUUCCGUUCUAGACCUUUGGAAUUAUUGUUUUAACAAUAUUUGCGAAGAAGUGGAAAUAUUUUUUAAUUCUAAUAAAUUUUUUGAUUUAAAAGAAAAUCUAUUAGAAUUACUCUUAAAAAGGGAUGAUUUAUCAUCUAAUGAAAUUGUUAUUUGGAAAAAUCUGAUCAAUUGGUGUUUGGCAAAACAUCCUAGUAUUUCAAGUGAUGUUGAAAAAUGGAAUAGAAAUGAAAUCGCAAUCAUGGAGAAAACUAUUCAUAAUUUUAUACCAUUAAUUAGAUUUUAUGAAAUGUCAUCAGAUGAUUUUCUUUCAAAAGUUUAUCCUUAUAGAAAUUUAUUACCAAAAGAUUUGAUUAAUAACGUACUUAUAUUUCAUAUGGAUUUAAAUGUUAAAUUUAGUGCUAAUAUUAAAAAUAAACAAUUUAAAUUUAAAAAAUGUGGUUAUGAUUCUAUUUUAAUUAAACCGCGACAUUUUGCCAUCAUUGCUAGUUGGAUUGAAAAGAAAGAUGAUUUUUAUGAUGUUAGAAAUCUUCCUUAUAGUUUUAAUUUAAUUUAUCGUUCUAGUAAGCAUGGUUAUACAACUGCUGCAUUUCAUGAACAUUGUGAUAAUAGAGGUGCUUCUAUUGUUAUUGGAAAAGUCACGAAUUCGGAUCAAUUGGUUGGAGGUUAUAAUCCACUUAGUUGGGAUUCAAAUAAAUCUUGGAAUUUUACUGUUGAUAGUUUUAUUUUUUCUUCUAAAAAUAGAGAUAAUCUUCAAAAUACUGUAGUAAGUUAUAGUUUUGAUGAACAUUCUAUAUAUUGUGAUCCUCUUUAUGGUCCUGCAUUUGGUAGUGAUUUAAUUUGUUCAAGUAAUGGUGCUUGGAGAAGUAAGGAACGUUUUUAUCAUAAGAUUGAUGCUCCAUUGGAUUUCGAAGUGGAUGAUUAUGAAGUUUUUCAAGUUAUUAAAAGAUUUAAUUAG